Suillus fuscotomentosus is the source of this 822-nucleotide messenger RNA. Its product is annotated as thioredoxin-like protein. Gene Ontology annotation, molecular function: oxidoreductase activity. The transcript is spliced from 4 exons. The record is from RefSeq and is a predicted model, not a curated record. NCBI's taxonomy places the organism in Eukaryota, Fungi, Basidiomycota, Agaricomycetes, Boletales, Suillaceae. The coding region runs from base 1 to 822 and encodes 273 amino acids.
AUGUCCGAUUCAGACUCUACCCUAUCCCCCGAACCUCAGCGCACUAUUAAAAUAAUCUUCAUCUCGGAUUAUGUACGUCUACCUUCUUAUUCUCCUUGUAUAUUCCAUUUUUCCUAUGAUUUAUCAUUCUUCGGCAUUUACCAGCUCUGCGCCUUUUGCUACAUCGGGAAUAAGUCCCUCAAAGACGCUAUUGCCGGAUGUCGUGACUUGGAUGUACGUUUCGACGUGGAAUUCCGGCCAUUUACCCUCCUCUGCCAAUCAUCCGUACCCGAGGUCCCCAAAGCGAAAGGUGAAAAAGUGCCCAAUCGCCGGGAUUACCUCGUUCGGAAGUUCGGUAAAGAGCAAGCAGAAAGCAAGUGGAAAGUGGUGGAGGAAUUAGCACAAAAAGCCGGGUUACCACUCGCGGAAGAUGGAAUCGUGGCCCGGUCUACUCUCGCCCACAGACUGGCUGUGAAAGCAUAUAAAGUUGGCGGGCAAGCUAUGCAAGGCCACCUCAAUGAUCUUUUAUUCGAUGCCAUUUUCGCCGCCUGCAAGGAUGUCAGCGACGUCGAGUUUCUUGCCGAUGCAGCAGAGAAAAUUGGCUUGAUGAACAAGGCAGAGGCUACUACUUUCUUGCAAGAUACUGAUUGCAAGAACUGCGUCAAUCAAAUGAUUGAAGCCGCCCGGGCGAGCGGUGUGAAUGGCGUGCCUUCCAUCAUCAUUGAUGGAAAAUGGGCUUUGAAUGGCGUUCAAUCUACAGAGUGUUACCUCCAGAUCUUGCGCAAAAUUGCACAAUCUUCGUCAAUGACGGAAUGUGCAUCGAUCGUCUCAGUGGAAUCAUAA